This is a messenger RNA of Syzygium oleosum, 609 nucleotides long. RefSeq names its product protein LURP-one-related 11-like. The coding region runs from base 1 to 609 and encodes 202 amino acids. The record is from RefSeq and is a predicted model, not a curated record. Lineage: Eukaryota; Viridiplantae; Streptophyta; Magnoliopsida; Myrtales; Myrtaceae. The transcript is spliced from 3 exons.
AUGGCCAAGGUUCAUUCAUUUGUGCCAAUUGCUACAGCUGACGCUUCGUGUUCUCCAUGUAUGACUCCAAAGAGAGAAGCUUUCACGGUGUGGAUGAAGUCGCUCGUCAUGCAAAGUAAUGGGUGCACUGUCUUCAAUCAGAAUGGCGAGAUCGUUUAUCGUAUAGAUAACUACGAAAAGAAGGGUAGCAGAAAAGUUUUUCUCAUGGAUUUACGCGGAAAAGUUCUCUUCACUAUAAUUCAAAGGAAACUUCGAGUUCUCGGGCGCUGGGAGGGCUACAAAUGCGACGAACAGGAUGUGAACCACGGAAAACUUUGGUUUCGCGUAAAGAAAGGUUGUCCCAUCUUUAAAAGGAGAUUGUCCUGCCAAGUUUCUGUGCACUGUGAUGACGGUCGGAAUAUUUUUAACAUAGAGAGUAUGGCUGGUAAAUCAGAGUUCAGAAUAGUCAACAGAACAGGAGGUCUGAUUGCAGAGGGAAAGAGGAAGCAAUCAUCUUCUGGAGUAUACCUAGGAGAUGAUGUUUUGAGUUUGGUUGUGGAGCCUGAAGUUGAUCAUUCCCUUGUCGUGGCUCUCGUCGCCGUUUACGGAUCAAUGCAUCGGAGGAUGUGA